Molecule: messenger RNA, 893 nt
Organism: Musa acuminata subsp. malaccensis (wild Malaysian banana)
Lineage: Eukaryota; Viridiplantae; Streptophyta; Magnoliopsida; Zingiberales; Musaceae
Product: NAD(P)H dehydrogenase (quinone) FQR1-like
Cellular component (GO): membrane
Molecular function (GO): FMN binding; NAD(P)H dehydrogenase (quinone) activity
Source: RefSeq, a predicted model, not a curated record
ACCCACUCCGCAAGCCCUGCGGAGGACGCCAAGAAAAAACGAUCGCUCUUUUGUUUGCUUCCCCUCUCCCUCUCUCGCCUCCUGUCCCCUGCGAGCUCCGAUCCCGCCACCGAUGGCAGCCAAGAUUUACGUUGUGUACUAUUCCAUGUAUGGGCAUGUUGCAAAGCUAGCAGAAGAAAUAAAAAAAGGUGCCUCAUCCAUUGAAGGAGUUGAAGUGAAGCUUUGGCAGGUUCCUGAGACUCUUCCUGAAGAAGUUCUUGGCAAGAUGGGAGCACCUCCCAAGACUGAUGCACCAAUUAUUACACCAGAUGAUCUUGCGGAGGCAGAUGGGAUUCUCUUUGGCUUCCCAACAAGAUUUGGUAUGAUGGCAGCACAGUUCAAAGCUUUCCUUGAUGCAACUGGAGGUCUCUGGAGGACACAGGCUCUAGCUGGUAAACCUGCAGGAAUCUUCUAUAGCACUGGAUCCCAAGGCGGUGGUCAAGAGACUACUCCUUUGACAGCCAUAACUCAGCUGGUUCAUCAUGGAAUGAUCUUUGUCCCAAUUGGCUACACCUUCGGUGCAGGAAUGUUUGAGAUGGAGAAAGUGAAGGGUGGCAGCCCAUAUGGUGCAGGCACAUAUGCUGGAGAUGGUUCAAGGUUCCCAUCUGAGCUUGAGAUGCAGCAGGCUUUCCACCAAGGCAAGUACUUUGCCGGCAUUGCCAAGAAGUUCAAGAGUUCCUCCUGAUCAUCUUGCAUCUCCUCCAUAUAGAAUAACUGUCAUUGGUCUGAUGAAUAAUGAAUCGGCAUUUGUUGACUUUUCUAUGGCAUUGAGCCUCCUUUAUGUAUUCUCUGGUACAACAGUGUUUUAUGAACAUGUCAUAUAUAUGAUUGCAUACCUUGGUGUUAUAUGUUGC